Molecule: messenger RNA, 1353 nt
Organism: Perca flavescens (yellow perch)
Lineage: Eukaryota; Metazoa; Chordata; Actinopteri; Perciformes; Percidae
Gene: slc52a3-2a
Product: solute carrier family 52 member 3-2a
Exons: 3
Coding region: 7-1353 (448 amino acids)
Biological process (GO): riboflavin transport
Cellular component (GO): plasma membrane
Molecular function (GO): riboflavin transmembrane transporter activity
Source: RefSeq, a predicted model, not a curated record
UCCAACAUGUCCCUUCUCACCCACCUGUUGGUGUGUCUGUUCGGGAUGGGCUCCUGGGUCUCCAUCAAUGGCCUGUGGGUGGAGCUGCCCCUGAUGGUCCCCCAGAUCCCAGAGGGUUGGUACCUGCCCUCGUACCUCUCCGUCCUCAUCCAGAUGGCCAACGUUGGGCCUCUCUUCGUCACCCUGAUGCAUCGCUUCCGGCCCGGCGCCCUGAAUGAAGCAGCCGUCAUAUAUGUGAUCAUCGGCCUGGGAACUGUGGCGAGCUUCCUGCUGGGCUUCUUCUGGAAGGAGACUGUCGUAGUGGCGGGUGUUCCUCGCAGUGUAGCCCUCCUCGUCUUAACUUUCUUCCUCGCUGCGGUCGACUGCACUUCCUCCGUCACCUUCCUGCCCUUCAUGAUGCGUCUGAAGACUCAGUACCUGACCACCUACUACAUUGGGGAGGGUGUGAGCGGCCUGCUGCCCGCUUUUGUGGCUUUGAUUCAGGGAGUUGGAGUGGUCCACUGCAUGAACAGCACCCAGUCUCUGAACCACACCCUGAACUCCUCCAACAGCUCGGUGACCUUUGACCUCCAGGCUCAGUAUCAGCCAGCCAACUUCUCUGCUGAGGUGUUUUUCUUCUUCCUCAGUGCCAUGAUGCUGGUGUGCCUUGUGGCGUUCCUGCUGCUGAACUACCACCCAUCUGUGGCCAGGGAGCAUCCCAGCGGUCAAUACACCAACGGGGUGAAGAAGAAGUCUCAGAGAAACAGGAUGUGGGCCGAGCAGAAGCCCAUGAUGGAUCCAUACCGAUCUGCAAUCCAGAAGCGCAGAAGCAGCUUCGGUACCGGCUCUUACAGCUGGACGCAGGUGUUUUAUAUCUUUGUGAUCCUGGCCUGGGCAAACGCUCUGACCAACGUGGUGCUUCCCUCGGUGCAGUCCUACUCAUGCCUGCCGUACGGGAACAACGCCUAUCACCUAUCAGCCACCAUGGCUGCUGUGGCAAACCCUCUCGCCUGCUUCAUCGCCAUGUUCUUCCCAAUAAGAUCGCUGCUGUUAAUGGGAGUUCUCACAGUGAUAGGCAGUGGUGUUGGAGCUUAUAUAAUGGGCAUGGCAGUGCUGAGUCCAUGUCCACUCCUGGCUGAUGAAACAUCAGGGGGUGUCAUCAUUGUGUUGGCCUGGAUCCUGUUUGUUCUCACUCUGUCCUAUGUGAAGGUGAUCAUCGGGGUGAUCCUGCGCGACGAGGGCCACAGCGCUCUCGUGUGGUGUGGAGCUGUGGUGCAGCUGGGCUCUCUGCUGGGGGCUGUGACCAUGUUCCCAGUGGUCAGUGUGUACAGCUACUUUUUAUCAGGGGACCCAUGCAACACCAAAUGUCCCUAA